GUCACACUAAAAAGGCCGGCAAAAACAAACGAUUUUGUAAAAUUGCAAUUUGUUAAAACAACUGAAAAACAUGAAAGAAAAGGACCUUAAGCGAGCCUACAACAAUGUCAUGGCACAGACUAUAUCCGCCUCCCACCAGCACCUAUUCGCGGGCAACAGCUUCGGAGAUAUCUUCGUACUCAAGAUACAAGAGUUGGACAAGGGCACCGAGGAGCCGCCCGGCAAGCUGAAGAUCUUCCCUCAGGGAAAUGGCGUCGACAUCAACUGCCUGGCCUUCCACCGUGACUUCCUGAUUGUGGGUGCCGUAGGCCUGAUCUACGGGCUGCCAUGGAACGAGGAGGAGGAAACUCUGGCCGCAAAGCGCUCCUGGGAGGUGAAGAUUCCCAUGCAGGUGGAUGCCGUGGAGGUGCCCGACGUAAACUCCAUGUGGUUAAACGCGGAUAAUGACACCUUGUUCGCUGGCUGCGGCGACGGCGUCAUCUAUCAGGUGAGCCUGGAGGAUGGACGCAUUCAGCGGGAGUACCGUGGCCACACAGACUACAUUCACAGUGUGGUGGGCAAUGCCAGCGGACAGAUCUUCUCGGGGGCCGAGGAUGGCACGGUGCGCGUGUGGUCUACCAAGAAACAGGAACAAACCUCUUUGCUGGAGCCGCACAAGAACCCCCAGCUGAUCCGGCCGGACUGGGGCAAGUGGAUAGGUGCCGUCGCUGUCAGCGAGGACUGGCUGCUCUGCGGUGGUGGUCCCCGGCCCUCCAUUUACCACCUGCGCGCUCUGGAGUGCACCCGAGUAUUCGACUUUCCAGGACGCGUGCAUCUAUGCGAGUUUGUUGACGACAGCGUGUUCAUCGGCGGAGAGUACAACCAUGUGCAGUCAUAUACGUUGCAUGGAGAGCUGCAGGCCAAUAUUCCCGUGGAGCAUACAGCGUGCUACUCGGUGGUGUGGCAAACUGCUCCCAUCAACCUCAUGUCCAUUGCUGGCUUCAGUAACAAGCUGCACAUCCUGAAGGAUUUCCGCUUUUUGGACAGCAAGAUCGAGCUGUACGGCAAUGUGCAGGGAGAGGAUAACCAGGCGGAAGACGAGGAGGAGGAACUGAUUGAGGAGCCUCUGAUAGGUGAAGCCUCCUGAAGGUUAAAUAAAUCUCCAAUUUGAUACAGUUAUUACUAUGAAA
This is a messenger RNA of Drosophila kikkawai, 1169 nucleotides long. RefSeq names its product THO complex 6 (gene thoc6). Gene Ontology annotation, biological process: mRNA export from nucleus. Gene Ontology annotation, cellular component: THO complex; transcription export complex. NCBI's taxonomy places the organism in Eukaryota, Metazoa, Arthropoda, Insecta, Diptera, Drosophilidae. The record is from RefSeq and is a predicted model, not a curated record. Gene Ontology annotation, molecular function: protein binding.